AUGUCAAAGUUUGCGCCCCACAGAAGGUCCGCCAACCAGCCGAAAGCGACAUCGUCCACUGUCUGUCAAAAAUGCCUGGAAAGAGGACACUUUACUUAUGAGUGCAAAGGCGCUCGCCCAUACAUUUCCCGUCCGUCACGAACGCAACAACUGGAAAACCCUCGCCUGAGGGCAAAAGCGACGCCCACCGUUGAGGUUCCAGAAGAAUUCAAAAGACCGGCAGGCAUUGCUUCCAAGAUUUUGGAGGAGAAGGAGAAAGAACGAGCUAAAGAGGAAAAAGGAAAGGCGAAAGAAAGCGAACGGGGACGGAAAAGGUCUCGUCGUUCGAGGUCCUCAAGUUCUUCCAGUUCAUCAUCCACCGAUUCUGAUUCAGACUCUGAUUCCGAUUCGAGGAAAGAGGCCGCAAGCGACGAAGGCGGAGCAGAAGCGAGUCCUCAUCAAGCUUUAAUUCUUCUCGUUCUCGGUCGAGAUAUCGUUCACGCUCGCCGCCCAGUUUCCGCUCUCGUUCAAGAGGAAGAAGUCCCCAUCCAAGGAGCCCCCACUCUGAUGAUUCCAGGCGGAGUGACCACAUCGACGGGCAUCCUCGUCACACCUUCCAUCUCCCAAGUUGGCACGGUGUGA
Messenger RNA from Coprinopsis cinerea okayama7#130, 621 nucleotides. RefSeq lists its product as hypothetical. The coding region runs from base 1 to 621 and encodes 206 amino acids. NCBI's taxonomy places the organism in Eukaryota, Fungi, Basidiomycota, Agaricomycetes, Agaricales, Psathyrellaceae. Gene Ontology annotation, molecular function: nucleic acid binding; zinc ion binding. The transcript is spliced from 6 exons. The record is from RefSeq and is a predicted model, not a curated record.